Molecule: messenger RNA, 307 nt
Organism: Nannospalax galili (Upper Galilee mountains blind mole rat)
Lineage: Eukaryota; Metazoa; Chordata; Mammalia; Rodentia; Spalacidae
Gene: Defb124
Product: defensin beta 124
Exons: 2
Coding region: 50-265 (71 amino acids)
Biological process (GO): positive regulation of monocyte chemotaxis; cellular response to peptidoglycan; innate immune response
Cellular component (GO): extracellular region
Source: RefSeq, a predicted model, not a curated record
CCUCUCCUCCUGACUUCUUCGCCACAGACUUACCAGGAGCUCAGUGGCCAUGGUGCAGUGGAUUCUGAUUGUUGUGGCUCUCUUGGUCCUGGGUCAUGCACUGCCAGGGAGCACUGAAUUCAAACGGUGCUGGAAGGGCCAAGGGGCCUGCCGAACUUACUGCAUGAGGCAAGAAUCCUUUAUGCACUUGUGUCCAGAUGCUUCCCUCUGCUGCCUCGCCUACUCCCUCAAGGCUCCGCCAGCCUCCAAGGUUGGAUGUAAAUAGCUGGCUCUGGGGCUGGCAUCCUUGUGCUCCAAUAAAACUCCU